GAACAUAUAAAACAAGUACGCGAAGCGUUCACCGUUUAAUAGUCGUUCGAAUUCAGUAGAAGGCAGAACUUCGAUUUUCUACUGAAACGAUUCGGAAGAUGCGGCUUUGGAGUAUCAGGUGUUUGUCGGCGGUGGCGACGGCGACAGUGGGGUGUGCGUUGCUGGCGUUGUCGUUAGUCAUUUGUUGUGACGCCGCGCAUGCACAUCAAGUGGAAAAUGCAAAUAGAUUGGAAGCAGUGGAUUAUGAAUCACCUGCUCUGAGUCCGAUUGGCCCACCACGCCCAAAGCGUUCGCCGGGCGGAGGCGGUGGUGGUGGUGGUGGGUAUGACGGUCAACCGGGUCAACCCGGUUAUGGUAGUUAUGGUGGUCCUGGUGGACCUGGAGGAGGUGCUUUUGGUGGUGCUGGCGGACUCGGCGGUGGUGCCGGCCAACCUGGACAGCCCGGUUAUGCUGGCGGUGCGGGUUACGAUGGUUACGGCGGUUCUGGUGGUGGAGGUUAUGGUGGUUCUGGCGGUUCUGGCGGUGGAGGUUAUGGUGGUUAUGGCGGUGGCGCAGGUCAACCGGGACAGCCUGGUUAUGGCAGUUAUGGAGGCCGUGGUGGGAAUGGAGGUGGUGAUUUUGUUGGUGCUGGAGGACCCGGUGGAGGUUAUGGUGGUUACGGUGGUUACGGUGGCCAACCAGGUCAACCCGGGCAGCCUGGUGGAUAUGGUGGUGGAGGCGGUGGCGGCGGUGGCGGCCGCGGUGGCGGCGGUGGCGGUCGCGGUGGCGGAGGUGGAGCUGGCGGUGCUCCAGGAUAUCCUGGUUCACCAGGCGGUUAUGGCAAAUGAAAUGUUUAUAUUUGUUUAUAAUAUACAAAUGAUUAAUUCCCAUAAAUUAUAUGAUUUAUUUAUCUUGAUAAUGACGGCAUUUUUUAGGUGUG
Messenger RNA from Zeugodacus cucurbitae (melon fly), 919 nucleotides. RefSeq lists its product as uncharacterized. The coding region runs from base 99 to 827 and encodes 242 amino acids. Lineage: Eukaryota; Metazoa; Arthropoda; Insecta; Diptera; Tephritidae. The transcript is spliced from 2 exons. The record is from RefSeq and is a predicted model, not a curated record.